Molecule: messenger RNA, 1223 nt
Organism: Physella acuta
Lineage: Eukaryota; Metazoa; Mollusca; Gastropoda; Physidae
Product: antistasin
Molecular function (GO): serine-type endopeptidase inhibitor activity
Source: RefSeq, a predicted model, not a curated record
GUUUACGUGUGGUUUACGUGUGGUUCACGUGUGGUUCACGUGUGAUGUGGUCGGCGUGUGGACCUAACUGAUGAGCAUGACAUCCUUGAACCACCUGACACGUGUGCUGCUGUUCACGUGCAUGACAAGCACGUGCGCUGCUUUCCUGGACAGCAAGGGCAGACAGUGCCCCGCCACCUCCUGCCCGACCCUCAGGUGCCCUGACGGCUUGGCCACGGACGUCAACGGCUGCCCGACGUGUCAGUGCCAGACCUGCCCGCCCCUCGUCUGCCCCGACUUCUGCCAGUUUGGCUCGACAACCGACACGGACGCCGACGGUUGUCCGGUAAACUGUCGAUGCCGGAGCAAGGUUUGCCCGACAAUCUCCUGCCUGCCUAGCGUCAGCUGCCCCGAGGGUUUCGCCACGGACGUCGACGGGUGCCAGACUUGCAUCUGCCGGAAGCCCGUCUGUCCCCGGGUGCGGUGUGACGCCGACUGCCCCAGCGGCUUCGUGUUCGACACUAGAGGCUGCCAGACGUGUAGCUGUGUCCAGCGCUGCCCCCGGCUCCAGUGUAACCGGAAAUGUCCGAACGGCCAUCAACUUGACAGCGACGGAUGCGAGACGUGCCGGUGUAAGCCGGAUCGUUGCCCCGUCAGAGAUUGCCGGCCGUGUAGAGCCGGCUACCGGCGGGAUGCCAGAGGCUGUCAAACGUGUGAGUGCCAGAUAAACGAGUGCCCCUUGCGGAAGUGCCAGCCGUGUGACGGCGGGUACGUGUACGACGACAGCGGCUGCCAGACCUGUCAGUGUCUGGCACCGACGUGUCCGAGAGUCGCCUGCAAGUGUCCGAAUGAGGUCAUCUGGAAAAAGGACAAAAAUGGUUGCGACAGGUGCUCAUGCGAACCCAACCCUCUGCAAUGUCCGCAGCUGGUCUGUUCGAAGAGAUGGUGCCCCAGCGGAUUUCUGGACAACGACAGGGGCUGUCCUACCUGCGAAUGUAAGCCUGCAGCCUGCACGCAGGUGGCCUGCAGGUGUCCGUAUGGCACCAUCUGGCAAACUGACGAGAACGGAUGUGACGUCUGCUCCUGCAGGUCCCUGCAGUGUCCACAGGUCGACUGCUGGGGCACGUCCUGCCCUGGCGGCUAUGACGUGGACCCCAGGGGAUGCCAGACGUGUAACUGUAGGAGCCCGUGGCUUAUCGCUUCACGAUAAUCCUUUAGUGGGCGUAUCACGAUAAUCCUUUAGU